Molecule: messenger RNA, 1801 nt
Organism: Coregonus clupeaformis (lake whitefish)
Lineage: Eukaryota; Metazoa; Chordata; Actinopteri; Salmoniformes; Salmonidae
Product: calcitonin gene-related peptide type 1 receptor
Exons: 13
Coding region: 330-1766 (478 amino acids)
Biological process (GO): cell surface receptor signaling pathway; angiogenesis; adenylate cyclase-activating G protein-coupled receptor signaling pathway
Cellular component (GO): plasma membrane
Molecular function (GO): calcitonin gene-related peptide receptor activity; adrenomedullin receptor activity; calcitonin receptor activity
Source: RefSeq, a predicted model, not a curated record
AUCUUGCCGUCUGCGUCCAUUGCUCGUGAUUGAUAAAAACUUGGUGUGUUCUCCUGAAGAGUUGUAGAUUAAUUCGUGAUGUAACAGGAAGUAGGCUAAUGUGAAUGCCUCCCACAAGCUGACAGCGGCUCCAGUCCGACACUUUAUGCAUUGAGUGUUGAAACCCUUUGGGUUUGGUUCACUACCAUUGCUGCGGAGGUUGCGUUUGGGCAAGUAAAAGCUGUCGCUGGAGUGAUUGGUCGGUUUAUGUGACUUUCUAAAUCGCGUUGGCAUUGGAUUGUGAACUAUUCGCAUCAGAUCGAUAGUCAUUAAAGAGUGGAUCGUUUGAAAUGGCAAAAAAGAAGAUGGAUUGUUUUGGGUGCUGUUGGAUGGUCAUCUGUCUCCUACUGGGUACUCCCACUAAGAUCUUAGUUGCGGCUAGCCCAGAGGUGAACAGUACCCAGAAUCACCUACAGCUCAAUGUCUACCACGACAUAGGAGUCACCAGGAACAAGAUUGUGACAGCCCAGUUCGAGUGCUACCAGAAAAUCAUGAAGGAUAACGACCACAACAAAAUAGGGCCAGUGUGUAACCGGACCUGGGAUGGGUGGCUGUGCUGGGACGACACAGAGGCAGGCUUCACUUCAGAACAGCACUGCCCUGACUACUUCCAGGACUUUGACCCCUCAGAAAUGGUGACAAAAAUCUGCAGUGAGAACGCACACUGGUUUCUGCAUCCCGACAGCAACCGAACGUGGACUAACUACACACGAUGCAACGAGCACACAAACGAAGGCAUAAUGACUGCCAUGAAUUUAUUCUACUUGGCCCUCAUUGGCCACGGAUUGUCACUGAUAGCCCUAUUCAUUUCCCUGGGAAUAUUUUUCAAUUUCAAGAGUUUAAGUUGCCAAAGGAUCACUCUCCACAAAAACCUCUUCUUCUCCUUUGUUUUGAACUCGGUCAUCACCAUCAUCUGGCUGACCGCUGUGGCGAAUAACCAGGAGCUGGUACAAAGAAACCCUACAAGCUGUAAAGUCUCCCAGUUCAUCCAUCUUUAUCUGUUUGGCUGCAACUACUUCUGGAUGCUCUGUGAAGGGAUAUACCUGCACACCCUCAUCGUUGUUGCUGUGUUUGCUGAGAAACAGCACUUGAUGUGGUACUAUCUUCUCGGCUGGGGCUUUCCUCUGAUUCCAGCAUCUAUACAUGCGAUCGCUCGCAGUUACUACUACAAUGACAACUGUUGGAUAAGCUCCAACACUUCACUCCUCUACAUCAUCCAUGGGCCAAUCUGCGCUGCUCUGUUGGUGAACCUGUUCUUCCUGUUGAACAUUGUGCGUGUCCUGAUCACCAAGCUGAAGGUGACCCACCAGGCUGAAUCCAGCCUCUACAUGAAGGCGGUGCGCGCCACCCUGAUUCUGGUACCUCUCCUGGGCAUCCAGUACGUCCUGUUGCCCUACAAACCAGAGGGCCGGGUCUCCUCUGAGAUCUACGACUACAUCAUGCACAUCUUAAUGCAUUACCAGGGGCUGCUGGUGGCCACCAUCUUCUGCUUCUUCAACGGAGAGGUGCAAGGGGUUCUGAGGAGACAUUGGAACCAGUACCGUAUCCAGUUCGGGAGCACCUUCACCCACUCGGAUGCCAUGCGGUCCGCCUCAUACACAGCCUCGUCCAUCUCCGAAGUCCAGGGUUGCUACAGCAUCGACAGCAACACAGAACACUUGAAUGGCAAGGGGGGCUGCCUUGACAUCGAGACCUCUGUCUUAAAGUCGGAGAACCCGUUCGCCUGAGGAAAGGAUAACUCUGCUGUGUAUUUGGGAAAGGA